Molecule: messenger RNA, 1985 nt
Organism: Scylla paramamosain (green mud crab)
Lineage: Eukaryota; Metazoa; Arthropoda; Malacostraca; Decapoda; Portunidae
Product: nucleolar protein 7-like
Exons: 6
Coding region: 201-884 (227 amino acids)
Source: RefSeq, a predicted model, not a curated record
GAUAUAUUGAUCCUGUCAUCAGGCCCAGGGACCAUGUUCGAUAGUGACUGUGGUGUGCAAAUAUGAGGUUGUGAAGAGAAAUAGAACGGCAGCCUACCAAACAGUGCGCACUGCGACAGUCACCUUACGCAGCUACACCAGCAAGACGAAAACAAAACAAACCUCUACUCAGGCUUCACGUGGGUUAACCCUGACACACGAUGCCCUUGAAAACAGGAAGCAACAGACACAUCACAUUUGAUGAAGAUGAAGAUUUUGAAGACCCUCCCACCCUGGACCCAGUCAGCAGGGAUAGCAAUGAGGUGGCCCAGGAGGAGAACGCUGAGGACUUGGACUCAGACGCAGCACCAGAGGAAGCCACCAUCUCUGCAGAGAAGGAAGACGCUCAGCUGAGGAAAGAUUUGGUGAAAAGUGCAGUGAGCAGACGCAGGCAAGAGAUCAAGGAGAAACGAAAGCAACAGCAUGAGAAGAACAAGUUACAGCAAGAAGAGAAGCGCAAGCGUCUGGAAGAGCGGCGCCUCCCACAGAGCCUUCUGGAGGCAGCCGCUACUGAGCAAAAGACCAAAACAUUCAAGCAAAAGCAGAUGCUUCCCACCAAGAAGAAAAAUAAGAUAAGAAAAUUCAAUGAUUCUGAUGGAGAAGAUAACAAUGGCUCAGUGGAGAAUGUAGAUGAGGGCUUCAUAACCAUAGACACAGGCGUGAAAGUCCGAACCCUAAACCAGGAGGUGAAGAAGUACACUGACAUCACACAAAGAGCGGCAGACUUCCGAAUGAAUGCUCUGUACAGAAGGAACACAAAGAGAGUGCCCAGUUCACAGCUUCGGGAGAUGAAGAUAAAGCAGAUGAAGAGUGGCAAGGCAGUCUUUGCCACUCACAAGACGUGACAACCUCCUGCCAUGAAGGGAUUAGUGUUAAGGUGUGUUGAGUAGUAAGUUGGGUGUACUUACAAAAGGCUUAUGGCGAAAUUCUCAUUAAAAGACUGCAAAGAAUUGACACAAACAUGAUGACUGAGUAACAGGUGGGAUUAUGUCCUUGAGAUGCUGAGAAAAAGAAUGGUGAGGAUGGUUAAAGGCUGCCUGACUGAGUUAUCACGCAUGUAGUGUGGGAUAUUUAAAUUAAGUUACUUGGGUGUGGAGUUCUUUCCCUUCUCUCUGUUUGUUGUCUCUUAAGAUGUGCAAGAUAUGUGAUGGCAGUAUUUUUCCUGCCUGAACACAGUGUGUUCAACAGGGUUGUCUUCCUUACUGCUUCAGUAUGCAGAAGUUAGGGAACCAGUUUGAUGUCUUAUUAGCAGAUCAGGGGAGGUGUAGGAAUGGGUUUGUUAUGGUGCUGGAGGAGUAGACAGACCUUGUUGUUGGUGUUUAAUGCAGAAAUUGCUAGAUGUGUUGUUUAACUGUCACUCAUGCAUCAAGGCAUUUAAGACCUGGAGGCAAAAUAGGCAUAGUCUACAAGUACCAGUGAUCAGGCAUAUAGUUGUUUUACUUAUGAUCAUAAAGUGUAAUUGCUGUCCUAAAGACCCGUGUACAGUCAUGAUAAUCAUCACAACAGACUUUGCAGUUAGCAGAAUUUUGAGUUUUAAUAGGUAUUACACGUGUGUCACAACACUGUCUUCAUCAUCAUGCUCUUGUAGUUACUAAAAAAUUACUUGAAACUCAAAAUUCUGCCAAUCGUAUUAUCCAUUGUGACAAUUAUUGUGUCUGUGUACACAGGGCUUAAACCAGAAGUGCUUGGAGAUGCAAGUGGUUCUGUUUUGUACACCUGAGGCAGUGUCCUUCGUGGCAAUGGUGGUGCUGCCUGUGCUGCCAGUCCACUCUUGUCAGUUGAUAGAUAGUGUUUCUUUUAUUUCAAAUUGGUAAAGCUUUCAAAGUACUUUCUUGAAGCCACAGAAUAUCAGAGAUGGAAGUUUCAUUGUUGUGUGAAAUGGAAGUUUUAUAUAAGAAAUGUAUCUUUAAAUACAAUAAAAGUUCAAUUUAUUUUCAUGUAAUGAA